Messenger RNA from Zerene cesonia (dogface butterfly), 779 nucleotides. RefSeq lists its product as uncharacterized. The record is from RefSeq and is a predicted model, not a curated record. Lineage: Eukaryota; Metazoa; Arthropoda; Insecta; Lepidoptera; Pieridae. The transcript has 4 exons. The coding region runs from base 114 to 419 and encodes 101 amino acids.
GUAUAUGUUCGUGCGUAAUAUGAAUAUAAAAAUCAGUUUAUCCUCGUCGCUCCAACUGUGAAGACGAGAAAAGACUUAGCAUUUAAAAGAAAAUAAUAAGAAUUGUAAACACCAUGAAUCCGAAAAUCGCUAUUAUUUUUGUGUUUAUCGUAAUCGCAUCACUUGUAGAAGCCAGACCGAACCUUGAAACAAGUCAACAAACUCACAACAAUCCAGAACAAAAUGACGGGGUGCAUAAUCUAGAGUUACCUAGAAUAAAACGAGGCUCCUAUUUUACUUUUGAAGAAUCCAGUAGUAGUCAUCAAUCCUCUUCAUCGAGUUACUACAGGAAAAUAUCAAGUUCAGGACCAAUAGCCAAAACCUUGGUGUUGGCUGGAAAUGGACGAUAUAAUUCAAACAACUUCCAUUUCAAUAAAUAAGAGUAUUUUUUAAAUUGUAGGUCAAAAGCUUUGAAAACUGCCCUCGGAAUUGAUUCAAAACCCGAAAUAUAUAAAAUGCAAGCUCACGUAGGAUUUAGAGCGUUCACUAAGAGUUUUUUUAGUUUGUUUUGUUAAUAGUGUUAUUUGUCUAACAUACAAACUAAGGUGCAUAUAUCUUUAUUUGUGUGCAAUUUUUUGUGUUGAAGAAAAAGUAAUUGUCAAAAUUGCCGCUAUUAAGAGCAAGGUAACGUACUGAUAGCUAUUCCCUAAAAAAUAAAUGUACUUUGUUAUGAUAAAUAACGUAUUACGAAAACGUCAUUUAUUCAUGUGCAAAAUAUUAAAUUUAUUUGUAAUACAUAA